AUGAGAUUAACGGGCUGUCGAGCGGAAUCGGUGAAGAUGAGAUUAACGGGCACCAUGCUGGCUGCGGGUGACGACUCGGGCGCCGUGAGGAUCGUGGAGGUGCAGAACGGGAAAGUUGUCCGCACGCUGCGCAGACACACAAACAUCUGCUCAUCUGUCGCCUUCCGACCGCAAAGACCGCAAAGCCUGGUGUCUGCUGGACUCGACAUGCAGGUGCUGCUGUGGAACCUGCAGAAGACUCGGCCGCUGUGGGCAGUGGACCUGCAGGACUCCCAUGAGCAGGCGGAACAGGCGGGUCGUCCCGGUCAGCUGUUCAACCCCCCGCUGGCCCACUGCGUGUCCGCCUCCUCCUGUGGGGAUCUGCUGGCCUGCGCUGCCGAGGACGGCCGUCUGCACCUGCUGCGCGUGGGCACAGGGUCUCAUCUGGACCACCAGGGGGCGCUACAGGGCCACAGCCAGGGCGCCUCGCAGGCCCACUUCGUCCACUUCCUGCCGCACCCCUACUGGCUGCUCUCCGCCGGCAACGACGGCCUGGUGGCCCUGUGGGACGUCAGCGCUCACGCGCGCCCCCCGGAGGCCAAGGCCAGCAACAGCAGCCGACCGCCAGCCAGCCGCAGGAAAGCCAGAAUCAGGCCGAAGGGCCGACGCCCACCAGCCACAGCCACGCCCCUGGGGGAGGAGCAUGCAGGAGGCCCAGAGAGUGCAGCCGCGGGGGAGGGUGUGUGUGAGGGGGCCGAGGCGGGUGUGUGUGGGGCAGGCCCAGGGACACAGGAGAGUACCGGACCCGCUCUCAGCUUCACACACACGGACAAAGUGAACUGGGUCUGCCCCGCCCUGCUCCAGGGCACACCCAGCGUGGUGGUGGCCGACCAGAGCGCCGAUCUAUACGUGUACCCCCUGACCCUCUAGUGCUGCCCCCUACUGGCCGACCAGAGCGCCGAUCUAUACGUGUACCCCCUGACCCUCUAGUGCUGCCCCCUACUGGCCGACCAGAGCGCCGAUCUAUACGUGUACCCCCUGACCCUCUAGUGCUGCCCCCUACUGGCCGACCAGAGCGCCGAUCUAUACGUGUACCCCCUGACCCUCUAGUGCUGCC
Alosa alosa (allis shad) is the source of this 1096-nucleotide messenger RNA. RefSeq names its product WD repeat domain 53 (gene wdr53). NCBI's taxonomy places the organism in Eukaryota, Metazoa, Chordata, Actinopteri, Clupeiformes, Clupeidae. The record is from RefSeq and is a predicted model, not a curated record. The transcript is spliced from 2 exons. The coding region runs from base 1 to 909 and encodes 302 amino acids. Gene Ontology annotation, molecular function: protein binding.